Messenger RNA from Nanorana parkeri, 1650 nucleotides. It is a transcript of the gene PKMYT1, whose product is annotated as protein kinase, membrane associated tyrosine/threonine 1. Gene Ontology annotation, biological process: protein phosphorylation. Bases 10 to 1650 code for a protein of 546 amino acids. The transcript has 7 exons. The record is from RefSeq and is a predicted model, not a curated record. NCBI's taxonomy places the organism in Eukaryota, Metazoa, Chordata, Amphibia, Anura, Dicroglossidae. Gene Ontology annotation, molecular function: protein kinase activity; ATP binding.
CGGUGAAUCAUGCCCGUACCCAGAGACGAGAUGGGUGACGCUCCUCUUAGCCGCACCCCCAUCCCCGUCCCGGCCUACUUCCGCCAAGCGGAAGAGAGCUUCUCGCUGAAGAAGAGGGGCCGGCCGCUCUGCUACACCCUCCCGCCGCGUCCUCCGGUGAAGUGCGUGCCCCCCAUCAGCCGACUCUUCCCCAACAAGCAACGAUCAUGGAGCCAGCCCCGCCCCCAGAGCGUGUCCUUCCGCAGCCCCCAACCCACCGCUCCCGACAGCCAACUGUACGACCACAGCAAAGGAGAGACCUUCUUCAGGCAGUGCUUCCAGAGUCUCUACAAACUGGGCCGAGGAUCUUUUGGGGAAGUGUAUAAGGUGCGGAGCCGGGAGGACGGGUGCCUGUACGCCGUGAAGCGUUCCGUGUCUCCGUUCCGCGGCGAGUCCGACCGCCAUUGGAAACUAGAGGAAGUGAGAAAACACGAACGCGUCGGAGGACACCCCAACUGCCUGCGCUUUGUGCGUGCCUGGGAGGAGAAACGCAUGUUGUACCUGCAGACGGAGCUGUGCGUGGGGAGCCUGCAGCAGCACUCCGAGGAUUUUGGUGGCCCUCUGCCCCCCCGACAGGUCUGGGACAUUGCGUGCGACCUCCUGAGGGGUCUGAAACAUCUCCAUGACCGCAAUCUGCUGCACCUGGACAUCAAACCGGCCAACGUCUUCAUCUCCUUCUCCGGGGUCUACAAGUUGGGGGACUUCGGGCUGAUGGUGGAGCUGGAUGGUGCAGAAGGGAACAAGGAGGCCCAGGAGGGGGACCCCCGAUAUAUGGCCCCGGAACUGCUGGAUGGCGUGUUCACCAAAGCCGCGGAUGUGUUCAGCCUCGGCAUGACACUGCUGGAGGUCGCCUGUAACAUGGAGCUGCCGAAGGGCGGGGAGAGCUGGCAGCAGCUCCGGCGGGGUCACCUUCCUACAGACUUCACCUCACAACUCCCGCCGGAUUUCCUGAAGGUUCUGGGUGCCAUGCUGGAGCCGGACCAUCGUUGCCGGGCCACGGUGGACUGGCUGCUCUCCCUUCCCGCUAUUUGUAGAGCCGAACGAUGGAGGAAAGUCGCCCUGACCGCGAGGAAAGUUCUCUCCAGAGUGCUCGCCGUCCUCCAGCUUCUCAUGUGGCUCAUGUCGGUGGUGUUCCACGGCCUGAAGCGCCCAGUGAUGUGGCUGUGGCAUUGGGGUAGGGGCAGCCCUCCUGUGACCUCCCCGCCUUCCUCUCCAUCGGCCAACCUGCUUGCCGAGAGCAGCCAAUCCAGCGAGUGGGACGAUGACAGCUUCGGGGACGAUGUGUUUGAGGUCCCGCCAAGUCCGCUGGCCAUCGCCCGGAGUCUCACCUUCCACGGACAGGAGUUCCCCCUCAGACGAUCUCCAGAUCUGAUUUCCCGGCCUUCUCUGGGCAGCACAUCAACACCUUGCAAAAUGUCACCUGACUACAGCACAAGGAAGAGGUCGGCAUUGACCCCGAACAUGAGCCGUAUCAGUCAGGACUCCCCGUGCAGUGAGAAGUCGGUCAGUCCGGACGGGACCUCCUCGGGAUUUAUAGAGGCCGAGGGGCCGCGCUCCUCCUUCCUCCCGCGUAAUCUCCUCACCAUGUUUGAUGAGACAUUGGAGAAAUGA